CAAUCGAAAAAAACGUUGUGUCAAAUAUUGUCAAUCGCUUCAAGCGGUGUUACAUCACUUCGACGAUCGUAUUUCUCCAAUUUUCUCCGAUUUCGGAUCACAUUUUCGUCCUAAAUCCAAGAAUUCAAAAUGAGCGCCUGGAGACAAGCUGGUCUGAAUUACAUAAACUACUCCACCAUCGCCGCUAAGACUUUACGACGGGCUCUGAAGCCAGAGCUGCGUGCUGACGCUAUGAAGCGUGAUGAAUCCCACGUUCGCAUCACACCUUGGGCUAAUGGAAAACCAGCCCAUGAAAAGGAUUAAAAGAUGACUGCAUUCAUCUCUUAUGUUAGCUACACAACAGCCUGGAGCCAAGUAAACAGAAAGAACCAUUUGUGAACAUGCAUGAUCAACAAUAAAAAUAUUUAAAUUGUUAGCUUUAACUUAAUAAAAUAAUGUUGUAAAGUUA
Pectinophora gossypiella (pink bollworm) is the source of this 448-nucleotide messenger RNA. It is a transcript of the gene sun, whose product is annotated as protein stunted-like. Gene Ontology annotation, cellular component: mitochondrial inner membrane. Gene Ontology annotation, biological process: proton motive force-driven mitochondrial ATP synthesis. NCBI's taxonomy places the organism in Eukaryota, Metazoa, Arthropoda, Insecta, Lepidoptera, Gelechiidae. The transcript has 4 exons. The record is from RefSeq and is a predicted model, not a curated record. The coding region runs from base 130 to 303 and encodes 57 amino acids. Gene Ontology annotation, molecular function: proton-transporting ATP synthase activity, rotational mechanism.